GCUUGCGCGUGCUCUCUCUCUCUCUCUCUCUCUCUCUCUCUCUCUCAAUCAAUCUUCCUUCAUUUUCCCUUUCCUCCAUCAAUCUCCACCAUCGAUUCUCCGACCUGAUCCUCCUCCAUGGCCUCACAAACCCCCAAUUCGACUCAUCUCAAACCCCAUUUCCGAUUACCUGUCAUGGCCUCGUUGACCCCGAAUUCGGCUCAUACGAAACAACAUUUCCGCUCCCGCCCCCAUCGGAAGGUCCGAAUCGUAGCAAAAAUCAGGGAUUUUCUUGAUCCAGAGAUCGAAUCCUCUGACAGGGUUUCAGGGCCCCGGAUUUCUGUCCAGAAACCCAAUGGAGAAUCAUCGGACGGCGUAACGAUUUUACUCGGCGAUCAAAUGGAAAGCCAUAAAGAAUCUUACAAUCUAGAUUACUACUAUGAACAAGGAGAGGAUGCGUCUCAGAUUUUCUCUAAGGAGGUUAAGCCCCUUCUUCCAGAGAUUUUUCGUGGGUUUAAUGCCUCCGUUAUUGCGUACGGGGCAAGGGGUAGUGGAAAGACACACCUUAUACAGGGUUCUAAUGAAAAGCCUGGUUUAGCACCAUUGGCACUGGCCGAAAUUCUAUCAAUUGGUGAAGAAAUUGGAAGCUCGGUGAUGAUUUCUUACUAUGAGGUUUAUCAAGACCAUGUUUACGAUCUCUUGGAAUCUAAAGAGCAGAAAGUGUUAGUCUUCGAGGAUAAUGGAGGGAAAAUUAAACUCAAGGGCCUCUCUCAGGUUCCUGUGAAAUCAAUCUCCGAUUUCAAUCGAGUUUAUUUUCAUGAGUGCAAUCAGCGCAAACCUGGACAAAAGAUUAUGAAUGAUGAUGCUCCACGUAGGACCCACAAGGGCUUGAUUAUACAUGUUUCUUCCAGUGAUAAAGAUUCCAAUAUUCGUCUCACGGGCAAGAUGAAUUUCAUCGAUUUGGCAGGCUAUGAAGACAGAAAUCGGAGGAUGAGUAGUGGCAGCCCUCAUCCCGCUGAAAGUGUUAGGAUUAAUAAGUCUUUAUACUCCUUCCAGAAAGUUGUUUACUCUUUGAAUGCCAAUGACGGUCACAUCCCAUACCGAGAAACCAAACUCACUCACAUGUUGCAAGAUUCCAUAGGCGGAACAAGCCAAGCUUUGAUGAUUGCUUGUUUGAAUCCAUUUGUAUGUCAAGAUACCAUUUACACACUGAAAUUGGCUGCCCAUUCAUGCCAAGCUGGUGAUCAAAGCAAGAACGACUCUAGUAAGAAGAUUAAUAAAGUAGCCACACUGAUGACACCCGUUACCAAGCCUCAAACAUUGUCUACCAUGGCAAAGAAAUCUGCAACCUCCCGAUUUUUCUCCGUUGAGAAGAAAAAUAGUCAAAAGCCACCUACGACAAAAGGGAGUAAGCUAUUCGAUGUUGCGAGUCCAACCGUCAAAUCUGUGAAGGAUAAUUCUGUAUCAGGUGUUGCUUUAGCUAUAGAACCUUUUAUAGAAAAAGAGGAACAUUCUGCUUCAGUUGUUGCUAAUGACGCAGAACCUUUUACGCGAAAAGAGGAUAAUCCGUUACCAAGCAUUGUUGGGGCCAUAGAACAUUUUACAUCAAAAGAGGAUGUGUGCCUCCAAACUGAGUGCAAUCAUCUAGAAACCAAUGAUGCUGGAUUCAAUGUAAAACCAUCGGUUGUUUCAGGAGAUUGUAACUUGGAGAAUGAGAGAUACAGUUCGCCAUCUUCUAUUGAUGGAUCCUCACCACCAAUAAGCGUAAGGCUUAGGGAAAUUACAAAUACGUUGAAGUCUCUUUGUUCACCAUCUCCCUUGAGCAGCAUCCAAAUGCCAAAAGAGGCUAUGCUUGGCUGUAGUCUAGUCAGCAAGGAUCUAACAGAACCAAAAACUCCGGGAAUUCCUUUUAGUUUGGGAGUUUCAGAUAAUUUGGAGAGUGAAAACACCGGUACUCCAGCAGAUGUAUUCAAAACACGCAGCUGCGGGCUGAAGAAAUCUCUAGUUCAGGAGUAUCUCAAGUUUCUCAAUUCUGCCAGCAAGGAGGAACUAAAACAAUUGAAGGGGAUUGGAGAGAAAAGAGCCAAUUACAUACUUGGACUUCGUGAAGAAGAUCCUGAACCUUUCAAGGAUCUUGAUGGCUUAAAAGAAAUAGGCCUUUCCACCAAGCAGAUAAAUGGAAUAAUGAAAAAUGUUGCUGGAGGGCUUUUUACGUAGGCAGGAUCCGCAAUGAAACAGGGCUUUCUGUAGAAAAUUCUUGUACAUUAGCAACAUGGGAGUUGCUUUCAACCUUUUCAUGUAUGUGCUAAAACUAGUGAAAUGUUUUUUAAUUUAUAUUUUUGUUGGCUUUGUUCCGAUCCUACUAUUAUUUUGUACCCAUAACAGGAAAAUAUUAAAAGGGGUGAUUUCAUUUUCUAUAUCAGAA
Molecule: messenger RNA, 2404 nt
Organism: Magnolia sinica
Lineage: Eukaryota; Viridiplantae; Streptophyta; Magnoliopsida; Magnoliales; Magnoliaceae
Product: kinesin-like protein KIN-10C
Exons: 17
Coding region: 118-2196 (692 amino acids)
Biological process (GO): microtubule-based movement; mitotic spindle organization
Molecular function (GO): ATP binding; microtubule binding; microtubule motor activity
Source: RefSeq, a predicted model, not a curated record